Neohortaea acidophila is the source of this 354-nucleotide messenger RNA. RefSeq lists its product as uncharacterized. Lineage: Eukaryota; Fungi; Ascomycota; Dothideomycetes; Mycosphaerellales; Teratosphaeriaceae. The record is from RefSeq and is a predicted model, not a curated record. Bases 1 to 354 code for a protein of 117 amino acids. The transcript has a single exon.
AUGAAACUGGAGAAAAUGAUCAGAGACGGAGGGGACAGGCUAGCCAUCCUUUGUCAUUGGGACAACCUGACCACCAACUGGGACCUCUUCGUGGAGUUCGUCAGCAACCUUCCCGAUUUGAUGUUCUACCUACAAUCGAGAAAUCGAGCCUACCGAAUCGAGCGGGACGGGCAAGCCCAACAACAGCUACUCCCUCGCUCAAACACCCCGGAAUACUCACUAAUCUACGUCAACACAUCCGAGUUGAAGAAGGGGCCCCGGCCCGAGGUCUACGGCGACGGCGGUCCAGACUUGACGACCGAUCGAGGACGCUGGCAGUUUUUGCGAAUGGUUAUGCGGGACACUGAGGCCUGA